This is a messenger RNA of Entamoeba invadens IP1, 609 nucleotides long. RefSeq lists its product as hypothetical. Gene Ontology annotation, biological process: regulation of exocytosis; protein secretion. Gene Ontology annotation, molecular function: GTP binding; GTPase activity. The transcript has 3 exons. NCBI's taxonomy places the organism in Eukaryota, Evosea, Mastigamoebida, Endamoebidae. The record is from RefSeq and is a predicted model, not a curated record. The coding region runs from base 1 to 609 and encodes 202 amino acids.
AUGACUAAAAAGAACAACAACGAAAGGAUGGAGCUCACGAUAAAAAUGUUAAUGCUGGGGGAGAGUGGAGUUGGGAAAACGUCUCUACUUCUAAGGUUUACAGAGAAUAAGUUCUUUAAAGAUAUUACUUCAACUAUUGGGAUAGAUUUUAGAAUGAAAAGAAUGGAAUUUGAAGGGAUGAUGUAUAGACUUCAAUUGUGGGACACUGCAGGACAAGAAAGGUUUAGAACGAUUGUCACAAGCUAUUACAGAGGUGUAAGUGGUAUCAUUCUUGUAUAUGAUGUGACGUCCAAAGAAUCAUUUGAAAACAUCAAGUACUGGUCAGACAACGUCAACAAAAAUGCAGAAGAGUAUGUCGAACUCAUGUUGAUUGGAAAUAAAACAGAUUUGGAGCAGAACAGAGUCGUCUCUUCUGAACAAGGUCAAAUGUUAGCAGACACACUAGGAAUUCCUUUUUUGGAAACAAAUGCUAUAUCCUAUGAAAAAACAGUCUCUGUGUUUCGGUCUUUAUUGGGUAGAGUUAUAAAUAGAAAAAGUGGUCAGUGUUUGGACAAGUCUAAUCAUAUUAAUGUGAAUGACCAAGUAAAAAAGACGUUAACGUGUUGUUAA